CCGGGGAGCUGCCGCCAUGUCCUUCUCUCCUCUACCGUAACUCCACGAUGAGUUCGCUUAAGGUUCAGAAGCGCCUCGCCUCGGAGGUGCUCAAGUGUGGCAAGAAGAAAGUUUGGCUCGACCCCAAUGAAAUUGGAGAAAUCGGCCAGGCCAACUCACGCCAGAACAUCCGUAAGCUUAUCAAGGAUGGUCUUAUCAUCAAGAAGCCCCACAAUGUCCACUCACGUGCCCGAGUGCGCAAGAAUCAGGAGGCUCGCAGGAAGGGCCGUCACAUGGGCUUUGGCAAGAGGAAGGGUACAGCCAAUGCCCGUAUGCCACAGAAGGUGCUGUGGAUUCGUCGCAUGCGAGUUCUGCGUCGUAUGUUGAAAAAGUACCGUGACAACAAGAAGAUCGACAGGCAUCUGUACCACGAGCUGUACAUGAAGGUGAAGGGCAACGUGUUCAAGAACAAGCGUGUCCUCAUGGAGUACAUUCACAAGAAGAAGGCCGACAAUGCCCGUGCCAAGAUGCUGAGUGACCAGGCCGAGGCACGCAGGAACAAGGCAAAGGAGGCACGCAAGCGAAGGCAGGACCGUGUUGCCAUCAGGAAGGCCGAAGCAUUGAAGAGCAAGGAAGACACCGAGUAACUUGUGUACCCUAAGUAAAUAAAAAAAAGCUUACAAA
Portunus trituberculatus (swimming crab) is the source of this 663-nucleotide messenger RNA. RefSeq names its product 60S ribosomal protein L19-like (gene RpL19). NCBI's taxonomy places the organism in Eukaryota, Metazoa, Arthropoda, Malacostraca, Decapoda, Portunidae. Gene Ontology annotation, biological process: translation. The transcript has 5 exons. Gene Ontology annotation, molecular function: structural constituent of ribosome; RNA binding. Gene Ontology annotation, cellular component: cytosolic large ribosomal subunit; ribosome. The coding region runs from base 48 to 626 and encodes 192 amino acids. The record is from RefSeq and is a predicted model, not a curated record.